This is a messenger RNA of Aspergillus alliaceus, 945 nucleotides long. RefSeq names its product frataxin family protein. Gene Ontology annotation, cellular component: mitochondrion. The transcript has 2 exons. Gene Ontology annotation, biological process: iron incorporation into metallo-sulfur cluster; intracellular iron ion homeostasis. Bases 112 to 744 code for a protein of 210 amino acids. The record is from RefSeq and is a predicted model, not a curated record. Lineage: Eukaryota; Fungi; Ascomycota; Eurotiomycetes; Eurotiales; Aspergillaceae. Gene Ontology annotation, molecular function: 2 iron, 2 sulfur cluster binding; ferroxidase activity; iron chaperone activity.
CACCUUUUCUUUGCUCCUGCACCUCCCUCCCAUUAUCCCCUUUCAAUCCGUCAGUCUAGGCUAUUUCAAAAGAGCUAUCGUCACUCGAUCAACAUCUCAUACAACCCCAUCAUGCUCUCCCGCCUGCCUCGAGCUCGCCCCACGGCCGUUCGCCCGUCCCUCCGCGUCGGCCGGAUCACUGCGCCAGCAGCUACCCAUUACCAACCUCAGUCCAGUUCGGCCUAUCGCUCAUCCCCUCGGGGCUUCCAUUGCACCCCUUCAGCUCAUAAAGGCAUCUUCCCGGGCUCAUCGGACCCUCCUGCCCCAAACCCACAAUCCAACAACGUCGCGGGCAUCGCCAGCCACGUUACCGAGCCUUCACCAUUGACAGAUGGAGAGUACCAUGAAUACGCGGAACAUUAUCUCAAUGUGCUUCAGACCGAGAUAGAGAAGGUCCAAGAGGAGGGGGCAGACAUAGAGGCUGAGUAUAGUGCCGGAGUAUUGAACAUCGUCCUCCCCGGUGUAGGCACUUAUGUCUUGAACAAGCAACCACCCAACAAGCAGAUCUGGCUCAGCUCCCCCAUCUCGGGUCCUAAGCGGUACGAUUGGGUUUUGGAGGGCGACCACAUGUACGAGAAGCAGGAUACUAGGCCCUUUGUUAAUGGGCAAUGGGUUUAUCUUCGGGAUGGGUCGAAUCUGACGGAGCUGUUAAACAGCGAGUUGACCUUAAAUAUCCCGAAGGAUGUCUAUAGUGAGGAGCUGUGAAUGGUUUGCUCGGGUUACGGUGGUAUGCGAUUGAAAUACAUGAUGCGUUCUUUUACUUGAUUGGGGGGAGCAUGAUUAUUAAAAAUCAUGGUGGAUGUAGGAUAUGGAGUUUUUGAUUUAUGUAGGAGACUACCUCUGGGCCUUCAGUGGACUACACAUUUCGGCACGGAGUGCUACACCAUAUACUUGUUGUGCAGACAU